GGCCUGUGUUGUUAGUUCAAAGGGGAACUCCCCAUUCUCUCCUCUUUCUUUAGAGUCGAAGAUGUCCAAUGAACUCGGCGGGCUUAGCAGUCAACUUCUCAACGGCUCGACCUGCACAAAACGUCCGUCUGGCUGGGAGCUUUUUGAGAAAAAUUGUUACUUCUUCUCCAUGGUGACUAAAAGCUGGGGGCAGGUGAAGCAGGCCUGCAUCGACCAAGGGUCUCGCCUGGUGAUCGUCAACACCAAUCUGGAACAGCCUCGGCCCCUUCUGGGGACUCUUUACUCCAGUGGAGCAAGAUUUCCCCAACAAUUUGGUGUCAGAAGUGGAAUAGCUUGGAACGCCAGUUGGAAAGUCUGACGACGGGGAACAGGAACGGACUACAGCGCGCAUCUGGAGGGUAAGGGAUCCAUUUAAAAUCCCCCAGUCCGCCUCCCUGUUUUCGUCACCAGUAGGACUGGCUGGCGGUAAGAGUCAUCUUUUGCUCCUACAUUUGCUUUAAGAGGCUUGAGUUAGAUUUAAAAUGAAAACACUGAGUACAGCCAAAUAGGGGUUGGAUUUUGUUGCUGACUGAUUGUUGGCGAGUCCAAGUGCAUGGUUUUGAGUGAGUCUAGUCCGGAACGGGACCACAGCCGCACCGGUGCUGUCUGUGUCACUGAACAGCUACCGAAAGCAAGGGCGGUUUCCCCCGGCACAUAAGAAGUGUGAGUGAAGCUGACAGUUUGUGUGGACUCCCACACUAUCCUUGGAGAGGGUAGUACUGCUGGGCUCCUGUACUGUCCUUGGACAGGACAGUGCUAACAUGGGUGGGAUUGUUCCCUCAAGUAUGUCUCCCACUGAGGGGAAAGGUUUCUCACAGCCUGGGACUCCCUUAUCUCAAAUGAUAAGAAUUUACAGUCAGCUAGGUAAUUGCUGGCAGGUUUGAAACUAAAGAGACUUAAGAAAUUAAUGAGCAUUUGGAAUGGCU
This is a messenger RNA of Pelodiscus sinensis (Chinese soft-shelled turtle), 965 nucleotides long. Lineage: Eukaryota; Metazoa; Chordata; Testudines; Trionychidae. The record is from RefSeq and is a predicted model, not a curated record.